Messenger RNA from Amphibalanus amphitrite, 2692 nucleotides. RefSeq lists its product as uncharacterized. The annotation marks the transcript as partial. Gene Ontology annotation, molecular function: protein binding. The record is from RefSeq and is a predicted model, not a curated record. NCBI's taxonomy places the organism in Eukaryota, Metazoa, Arthropoda, Thecostraca, Balanomorpha, Balanidae. The transcript has 3 exons.
AGACGGGCGCAUGGCAGGAGCUGCGGACGGGCGCGGGGCCCACCGAGGGCCGCCACGACCACUCUGCUGUCGUACACGACUCGGCCAUGUGGGUGUACGGCGGUAUGACCGACCUCACGGAACGCUCCGACCUCUGGCGACUCGAUCUGGACUCGCUGCUAUGGACGCCGGUGCGGUGGCGUGGUCAGCCCCCCGGGCCGCGGCACGGCCAUGUAGCCUGUCGUCUCCUAGCCUGGAUGGUGCUCUACGGAGGCCAGUCGCGCGGCCAGAGCACCUCAGAAGUCUGGAGACUGCACUUUGCCACGGAGACCUGGGAGCGAGUGCCGACCACCGAACCCCAGCCGGCGCCCCGCUCCCAGUCCGCUGCCGUCGCCGUCAGCGCCCUCCUGCUGCCAGCCGAGCGGCGCCGACUGCAGCGCCCCCUCAGCCGGACGGCGCCCGGCGGAACUACUCAUCCGACCGAGUCCGGCCGGCCGGUGGUGCCUGUGGUUCACGCUGACGUGCUGUAUGCGAAACGGCGCGUGCAAGUGCGGCCGGCGGAAACGGUGGACGAGGCGGGUGAAGAGAGAGUGGGGGAGAACGAGGAGAGAGCGCGGCUAACCCAGUCGGGGUCGGGGCGACCUGGUGCGGGCGGCGCCUGGCCCCGAGUGCACGCCUCUGGCAGUCAGUUGCUCUGGAGGAUAUCCCAGGUGAACCUGGCCGUCCGCCAGCAGCCCGGCUACUCGGCGCUCAGUAACGGCAGCACAGACAGUGUGGAGAUGCAGCCACUGGGCCAGUCGGCCGCCGGAGCGGGACAGGGCGACAUGACCAAGUCGUUCAGCACUUACGCCAUGCCGCCAGUGGACACUACCUCGGACUGUGGAGGAUUUCCCCGAGAUCACGUCUCGUUUCCGGACCUCUUGGGUGACGCGGUGUCCCCGGCAGGACACGGCGAGUCGCGCGUUAUCCGCCACCCGGGACAGUGUCCUCCGAUGCCUACCGGAAACCGUUCUCCGCGGCUGACCACAAGGGGCUGCUCCGGUGUGUCGAGCCGCUCAGGACUGUCAACAAGCUCGGCUGCUCGGCUCAUCUGCACCACACAUGGAGCGGAUGAUGUCACCUCUGACUACUCCAGCAUCGAGCACUGCGACAUCACCGGCUACGAUAACCCCAACUACGUCGGCUAUCGCGCGGCGGCGCGACGAGCGCACGACGAGUUGGAGAUGGCGCCUCUGAGCCGGUCUCGGGACUCUGGAAUCUCUGAGCGUCGCCGCUCCCCGUCCAGCAGCCCUGUGCUGGACGAGUGCGAUCAGACUCUGAUGCCGUACUAUCCGGUGUAUAUGUACACCCUCGGGGGUCAAGAGUCGUCGUCCAUCACCAGGUUCAAACGACCCCUUUCAGUGUGGCGGUUCCAGUUAGCGUAAUAAAACUGUAACAGGGCUGCCGGCCGAGCACUGAGCAGCAAGAGCUUUCGGCAAUGGGCUGCCCAGAAUGCAAAUCAGUGUCGUGUUUUCAUGCGGCGUACCUAGUGACAGGGCCUACGGUUCUGUUUGAUCUCGAACCCGAACUGUUCGUUUGUGCGAGCUGCGUGCGGUAGCAAAGUUUCGUUAAGGUACGAUGUACUGUGUAACGCUCAUUUUGCGCUCCAUUACGUUUUAUGCACUAGUUGCAAGCAGAAUGUCAUGUAACAUGAGUUAUAGCAUAAUCUGAGAUGGCAUUGUUAGGCUGUGUAAAGCCAAACUAGGGAACUGUUCUGCCUCUUAGCGGAGCUCUGCUACGCAUAGUCAUGUGGUGGGCAGUUCUCUAAAAACCCUGUUGGCACUCGUUUAGUGACUGUUUUAGCAAACUGACAGUUAAAGACUGAUGACUAAUCUCGGCACCUGCAGGCAGCAGGAUGUGGUGUUCGAACUCAAUGAACAGAACACAGAGGAAGACAUUUCGUUCAGGCAUGUGUCUGAUGACAUACCUGAUGAUCAUUAGAUAGGUAGUCUGGUACUUGCUUCGAUAAAAAACGUCAAAAUGUGUUUCACCUUACCGAUGACUGAAAAAGUAAGCUGUAGGUAUCUGUUGCGGUCUAACAUUCCUGGUUUUAAACGUGGGUGACACAAGGCUGUCUUAAAGUAGUUUAUUGGUGACGGAAUGCACCUGUUCUGAUAGGACACACCAUUUAACUCGAAUAACCGAAAUAACCGAAAAACAAUGAAAUGCACCCACUAUACUCAGUCUUCCAGUGUAGACACAGCCUACAGAGUUUGAUGUUUUGUCUUCAGUUACCCCCAACGUCAAGUCAUCCUGUACAGCGCUUUCCCGGUUCUCAAGUUGAAAUAAUUAGCCGUUCUCGGUUUCUAUACCACUCAGUGGUCUCAUAGCCAGGUGAUAGUUCUCCUUCUCGAGUGACUUGUUCUCGGUUAUCGCCGAUUCGGAUCGUCCGCUUGCUGUGCAAAGACAGUUGCGUCCAGACAUGUAUAGUGUUGUGCUGGUGUUGUGAUUACCUGCUUUCUCAGACGCUCUCAGUGCCGUGUGGCGCCGGUCGAACUGUAACAUGUGCAAUCAUUGGUGCUGGCUGUCGUUGGGAGCAUCUGCUGAUCAGUUUUCGGUGCAGUGCGUAGGCUUCGUAGGUCGUUCGCGCUCACUGCCAAAUAUACUGGCGCUUAUUGGAGCCCGAUCGCUUUACCAUGGCAUGUUUGUAGAAAAUCCAGUUCACGAGCUCUGA